AUGGUGGGAGUUCCGCACAGCACAGGCUGCGCCCUGUGCCGCGAGCGACGGAUUAAGUGUGACGAGGCAGUCCCUGAGUGCAGCCAGUGCCAGAAAUAUGGUCGCGCCUGUCCGGGAUACCGGCGGACGUUUCGUUUUCAGGACGAAGGCCCCAACCUGGCGAGGCGACAUCGUUCCACUACGCGACGGAGGAAGAGAGGUGCGUCGGCAGGCCGACCCGCAAUAACCACGGCCACGGCGACAGAUUCGCCCCAAAUUGAGCGAUCGCCUAUCGCGCCCGAUGAUUCUGCGGCCGCAGCGGACGUGGUGCGCUUCAAUGCGAUCGCGCUCAUGCGACUGCGCAGCUCCUUCCGGGCUGCCCAGCCGCAAUUAUUCCUGAACUUCAUCAGCACGUCGUUUCCAACCCUAUAUUACCACAAUCGCUUCCGCUCUGGCAAUGCGCCUGGAUUUGCCGAGCACAUCGUCAUGAAUUUCGGACACGAUGCUUAUCUCGACUCCGCAGUUUGCUGCCUAAGCUCGGUCUAUCUAGCACAUCUCACCCAAGAUCAGGCUCUGCUGAAAACGAGUCGCCAAAUGUAUUCAAAGUCGCUGAGCGAGGUCAUCCGGGCCAUCCCCAAAGCCGAGCACGCCAAGUCUGACAACAUGUUGUGUACAACAAUCAUCCUCAGCGUCUUUGAAAUGUACGCUCAUACCACACCAGACGCCUGGGUUGUGCACUCCGACGGCGCGAAACGGCUGAUGAUAAGCCGAGGACCAGCUGCGCAUGAGACUGGGUUUGGAAGAUAUUGCUGGAUUGCAUUCCGGGGAUUCUUCAUUGCGACAGCAGUCUACGAAGGCAAGCCCUGCUUCCUAGACCAGGAAGAAUGGCAAUCCUUCGCGACGAAAGUCCGGACCGAGGACUGUCUGAAGCCCGGCGAGUGGUCUGCAUACGGUGAAAUAUCCGACCUGGCUUUCAUGGAAAUCGCCAAAUGCCCGCGAUAUAUCAGUGACGCGCGUGAUAUCCUUUCCGCUCUGACCGAGCCAGACCCGAAUGCUACAAUGAUAUUGCUCGGCCGGAUACAGAACACAUCGUGUAAGCUGCGCUCGCUUGUUGCCGAGCUCCGGGCAUGUAUCAUCGCGCACAGUCAGCGCCAGCAGGGCAUCAUACAGCGACCGGGAUCAUUCGUUGGGCCAGUACCAGAGACCUUCCCAGAUACCGGCCCGUCACUCCUUCUUAACGGCGCUGAAAAUAUGCUGGAAACAUUACAACAGCUAUCCGACCGGCUUGGAGAUGGAUCACGAAUCACGUUGCUCGAUGACCACUCUCCCGAGUCAUCCCUCGCCACACCACCUAGUAGUGGCAGUGAAUACUCCAUAUCUCCUUAUUCUGCCACCCCAAAGAAUUAUGCUCUCCCCUUCCGUAUUUAUUCAGAGCUUGGGCAGGGUCCAUCUCGGACUUCUGACCCACAUGAUCCCCGUGCUGUGAUUUGGUUAGACCGGAUAGCAUCGUCUAUGGGUGCCCUCGGCGCAAAAGUGCUCCCGGGCGAUCCUUCUGAUGCUUCUGAUGCUUCGGUGGAGGUGGAACCCUCGCCACGAACGUUGCAGUGGCGAUCACCUCCUGAGCUCGUUACCUUCACAAAGUAUCCGACAUGA
Messenger RNA from Penicillium paradoxum, 1632 nucleotides. Its product is annotated as Zn(II)2Cys6 transcription factor. The record is from RefSeq and is a predicted model, not a curated record. Bases 1 to 1632 code for a protein of 543 amino acids. Gene Ontology annotation, biological process: regulation of DNA-templated transcription. Gene Ontology annotation, molecular function: DNA-binding transcription factor activity, RNA polymerase II-specific; zinc ion binding. NCBI's taxonomy places the organism in Eukaryota, Fungi, Ascomycota, Eurotiomycetes, Eurotiales, Aspergillaceae. The transcript has 3 exons.